AUGCCAACCUUCACCUCCGUCCUCCGCAUCCCAUUCCAACACACCGACACACCCCCAAACCGUGUAACCCUGGCCCUCAGCGCCGCAGCACUCCUCGUCUCGACCCUCAUCCUCCCCGCCGCCUACCGCGAUUACAAAAUCUUCAAAUCCUACGGACCCGGCGGGCCACCGAACAACGCGCUAGGAUGGAUUGUCGUGCGCGCGCUGUUCCAGCCCUUCGGGCGCGAGAUGCUCAGCACGGACGAGUACGUGCAACGCAUUGCGGCAGCCGAGGGCCACGGGAAGGGCGAUGAUGGGUUUUUGUUCUUAUCCGAGGAGCAGUUGGGCGGUCGACGUGGGGAAGAACGGCCUGUUGUUGGACCGCAUGUUGCACCGCAGAGACAGUUGACGCAGGUGCCGGAUAAAGCUGUUAUGGAGAAAUUCCGCUCUGCGUUUAGUGCCUUCGGACAUCAGAAUCAUCACCUUGUGAAAUUCCAAAAGUCGAAUCUGGAGCGCCAUGCUGAUGGGCUCUUUGUCGCGGAUCAUAUUCCUGUCUUUGGGAUUGCGAAGACUAUGAACCGUGAGAUUGCGCAUAUUCACUCGGGCAAUGACCACUCGGUUCAUGUGAUUCUUGCACCGGCUGAUUGUAUCAAAAUUAUCGAGGCUGGUUGGGGCCAGCGUCAUGCUUUCUCCGGUACAUCUGCGAUGACAUUUCUUUCGCUUGGUACGAGGCCCGAUAUCCCGGCGGAGUAUGUUUUGAUCUAUGCGCCGCGGACGGAGGCGGAGAUUGAGACGGUUAUACAGAUUGUUUCGGCGGGUGUUGAGUUUAUGACGGGGAGGGAGGAUGUGCGGUAG
Messenger RNA from Penicillium hordei, 834 nucleotides. RefSeq lists its product as uncharacterized. The coding region runs from base 1 to 834 and encodes 277 amino acids. The transcript is spliced from 3 exons. The record is from RefSeq and is a predicted model, not a curated record. Lineage: Eukaryota; Fungi; Ascomycota; Eurotiomycetes; Eurotiales; Aspergillaceae.